AAAAUGUAAACACGAAAACAAAGAGUUAGGUAGGUGUUCAUUUAAAUAUUUCGUGUCACGUUGAAAACCAGGUUAGGCUUUAAAGAUAUUAAAGAAAUAAAAUAAAAAAUCCUCCCUCCCGACUGAAAGCCGUUCUUAUAUGUCUGUGUGUUCCACAAGAUCGACUCAGUUGAUCAUGGCGCUUGGACGCGGCGGAAUCUCGGUUCUCUUGCUUUUUCCUUGUUUUCCUUAAACUAUUCCAGCACAAGAUCUCCAACACGGAUCACCAAACACAGCACUGAACUAGUCCCAUUUAUUCCCGACUCUAUUACACCGGAUGUGGUCAUGUAAACAACAGACUCGACUCAAGGAUAGAGAUUUUAUGGUCGCUUUUCCUUUUUCCUUUUUCCUUUUCCCAAGUUUCCCAGUUUAAAACGGAGCAACUCGGAAAGCGUCUGUUUCUGGAAGAGGAAGAGGAGGAGGAAGGACACACCGUGUUUAAGUGCCUGAAAAUAGUGCAACAAUGGUUAUGGUAUGGGCGUGACAUGACAGCUGAGGUGACCCUCGACCCUGUCUUGCUAUCUCUCACGCACGAGCAAAAUGUGUCUGUCUCAACUGACAGAGUGACAGAGGGACAGCACAAGCGCCACCAUGGACGAAUCGGCACUGCUGGAUCUGCUCGAGUGCCCGGUGUGCCUAGAACGGCUGGACGCCACCGCUAAGGUCCUGCCAUGCCAGCAUACGUUCUGCCGCCGCUGCCUGCUUGGCAUUGUGGGAUCGCGUGGCGAGCUGCGGUGCCCUGAAUGCCGCACGCUUGUGGAGAGCGGUGUGGACGAGUUGCCCAGCAACAUCCUCCUCGUGAGACUGCUUGAUGGCAUCAAGCAAAGACCCUGGCGAGCCGGAACGGCUUGUACCAACGGCUUGGCUGGCGGGGGGGUUCGAGAGCAUGCCAGCACAGGACCACAGCCCCAAAGAGCUCAGACCAAAAGCACAACGGUCAGGGGAGUACCCCAACUCCCCUGCGCCAAGGCCUUGUACAACUACGAUGGCAAGGAACCUGGCGACCUCAAGUUCAGCAAGGGUGACAUCAUCAUCCUUCGCCGGCAGGUUGACGAGAACUGGUACCACGGCGAAGUGGGCGGAGUGCAUGGCUUCUUCCCGGCCAGCUUCGUGCAGGUGAUCAAGCCGCUUCCACAGCCGCCGCCCCAGUGUAAAGCCCUGUAUGACUUUGAGCUAAAGGACAAAGAGGCGGACAAGGACUGCCUUCCCUUCUCAAAGGACGACAUUCUGACAGUAAUUCGACGUGUGGACCAGAACUGGGCUGAGGGAAUGCUGGGAGAUAAGAUUGGCAUCUUCCCCAUAUCUUAUGUAGAGUUUAACUCGGCCGCACGGCAGCUGAUCGAGCUCGACAAGGCACCAGACGACACGGCCGAAGGCACUUCCUCCUCCUCAUCCUCUUCCUCCUCCUCCACCAACUCGUCCUCUGGACCUCAAGCCAACGGCACCCAAAAAGUGUCAGGGGAGAAAAAGAACAGCAAGAAGCGCCACUCGUUCACCUCGCUGACCAUGUCCCAUAAGCCGUGCCUGGCACCACCACCGCAGCGCCACUCCAUGGAGAUCAGCGGACCCGUUCUCAUCAGCUCAUCGAACCCGACAGCGGCUGCACGCAUCGGAGAGCUCAGCGGGGGGUUGUCCUCCAGCGCCCCCUCGCAGGUUCACAUUUGCACAACAGGCCUCAUUGUCACACCACCACCAAGCAGUCCUGUAACGACGGCCACGGUCUUCACUUUUCCUCCAGAGACCAGCUACGCCUCCAUCCCUGUGGACACUUUGCCGCCUCCUCCCCCUCCUCCUCCACAAUCCACCUCUGUGGGUGCGGCGGCGUCGCUGGCCGCGGGGCAGAGGCCGUCCCCCACUGCAAGCGACCAGAGUGGACGCCAGAGACCGACUGUGUAUGUUGCGAUGUUCCCAUACACACCCCGUAAGGAUGACGAGCUGGAGCUAAGAAAGGGCGAGAUGUUCCUGGUGCUGGAGCGCUGUCAGGACGGCUGGUUUAAAGGAACGUCCAUGCACACCGGCAAGAUCGGAGUUUUCCCCGGCAACUACAUGAGUCCUGUUAGCAGAACGGUCGCAAGCAGCAGUCAGCCCAAAGUACCUCUAGCGAUGUCCUCGCAGGCCGGACGUGGCGUCACCGUUGUCAGCUCCUCCUCCUCUCCCAUUGGAGUGGCUCUGGCUGGCAUUGACCCCAACAAGCCCCUUCCUGUUUGCACAGGCCACACCCCUUCAAGCCCCAUCCCCGCAGCUGUAGUCACGGCGGCCCAUAUGCCACCUGGUCAGCAUCCAAAAGUGCUCAUGCAUGUGACGUCACAGAUGACGGUGAACCAGGCACGCAAUGCUGUGAGGACCGCCGUGUGCCACAAUCAGGACCGCCCUACUGCAGCCGUAACGCCAAUCCAGUCCCAGAACGCCAUGGCUUUCCUGACUCACCUUGCUGUGUGUCCGCAGCCAGCACCUGGCAGUAGCUCCGCCUCCAACCCUGCGUCAAGCAGAAUGGGAGUGGCUAUGGGCUGCGCUGCUGCCUCACUUACCCCACCCAACAUCAGCGCUGCUUCUCUGGAGGUCGAUGGCAUGAGACCCACCGCCAUGGUGUCGCUCCCGGUCGCUCCCGGCAACACCAAGCCUCUCGGUGCCACAGCAGCAAAUCAGGCUCCUGCUUGUAAACUAGACAAGAGGGAGAAGAAAGGCUUGUUGAAGCUGUUGUCCAAUAAAAAGAAGCUCCGCCCAUCUCCACCCUCAUCUCCAACUCUGGAGGCAGAGCAAGCCGCUGCCGCGGACAUGCCUCAAGGAGCCAUGGCACCUGAACAGCCCCUGUCCAAUCCAACAGCAGCAGCCAGUGGAAACCAUUGCAGGACUGGACCCUGUCCCAUGGAAUCAGACUCACCUGCACCUUCAUCAUCGUCAUCAUCAAAUAGUGAGACUGCACGCAGGACUGGCUGUCAGGAAAACUCUGCUCCUAUUGCACCGCCACCACGGCAACCGUGCUCCUCUCUCCUGUCUGUGCAGCACGAUGGACGGCCAAUAGUGUGCGAGAGGUACAGUAACGUCAACAUGGUACCGUGUGGUGGUGUCGUACCCUCCACAGAGCGAGGCUGAGCUGGAGCUGAAGGAGGGCGACAUCGUGUUCGUGCACAAGAAGCGUGAGGACGGCUGGUUCAAAGGCACGCUCCAGAGGAACGGCAGGACGGGCCUCUUUCCCGGCAGCUUCGUCGACAGCAUCUGACUCAAACACAUGCAGGCAAAAUUACACCGAGCUGUUAGCAAGCCUGGAAAGAUCCCAGGAGUGACAGACAGAAGGGAUGAACGAUGAUCAACAGUGUGUACACAGGAAUGGAUCUAAGCACAAAUCAAGCCUUCUCAUGGCUAUUACAGUUUUACACAGAGACAAAAAAAAAGCACAUUUCUCAUAUUCACCAAGCACAUGUAUAAAACCGACAGCACGAGACACAGCGCUCAACUGACCUGGAGCUCGUCAUGUGAUGAUACGUUAAUUUAUUUAGCUGUAUUUCCGCAUCACUUUAUUGUAUAUAAGCAAACAGAGCUGAUCUAUGAGUGAACUGAGCAGAGCUGGAAAAAUAUGAAUAGAAUUUAUUAUACUCUUUUACAUAAAAAAAAAGACAUUAUAAUUUUGGUUGUAGGGGAGUGAUGGAUGAUUUAAUGUGAAUUAUGAUUGGCUGCCCCAGAUGUGUCGCUGAUUCACGUCGCUCGGUCAUCGUUGGAUGCAGACGGACAGGAGAACGGAUGUCGCUCGCUGCCCGGUUAAACUACUGUUGAUCAUCCUGACCAUAGAGUUGUACUUUAAUUUACUACUGAAUUUUUUAAAAGGAAUAUUACAAAAAAGACACAGAAAUGACAUGGGUUAGUGAAAUCAUAAGCAUAUAUAUAUUAUAUAUGUAUGAAAAGAUAAUAAUUUCUCGAAGUUGCGAUGGCUCGUGCGUAAUGAAUCGUAGCGACUCGGUGUCGAGUAAAUAAUGAGGAUGUAAUGAAUCUGCUGUAGAUUUUAUUCGGGGUUUAGAGGGAGUUAGAUGUAGUAUGGUUAAUGCUUCUGAUAUAACUUUUGAUAUUUAAAAACCAAAAAAAAUAAAUAAAAAUGAUACACUCCAUAGAAAGCAUCUGAGCGGUGGUGGAGGGUGUAGAUGUGUAACUCAAAGUUGUACUAAUUAUACUUCUAUAUAUUAUAAGUAUGAUAGCUGCUGGCUCCCUUUUGUGUCUGUGUUUUUUUUUAAUUUUUUUUUAAAAUCAUGAGCGUUUGACUGACAGCUGAGUGAUGGAUCACUGAAGCACACUCAUACUUUUACUCGUGUCGUCUUGUGCUGUUGUGUGUUUGUUAUGGUGUGUGUCAAGCUGUGUGUGUUUUCUCGACAGCUCAUUUUAGUCUAUUGCACUAUAUCUGACAGAUUGACCUUUUGCUCAAGGUGCAACAGAUCGACGGCUCGGAGGCUUCGAGUUAGUUCAGCGUACCAGUGUUCCUCAUUUUACUCGUGUUUGCCUCACAGUUUCGUCUGUAGCGUUUUAGUCAUUUCACUCAUGCAGGUCGUUUGAAAACUUCGGAGGUUCAACAUUUAGAGAUCAUACCACAAAUCCAUGGCUUACUUCUUAAUAACACGCCAUCUAUUAUCAGUUCUACAAUGCAAAAACACUUUUGACUUCUUUUAUUUAUUUAUUUUUUUCUAACCAUCCUCUUCUGCUCAUAAACCCACUAAUACUUCAUUUAAAAUCCAGAAUUAGCUGCUGUUCUUAUUCCAGACGAAUCCUAGACAUUUACUCUUAUUCCAUGGUGAUUCGAAUCAAGACGUCUUAAAUUCGUGACCAAACCCACAUACAGUUCAAAUUUAUUCCUUAUGUACUAAAAGUAGAAACAUUUCUAUUUGAGUUAGCAAGAAACAAUUGCCAAAGUAAAUCUUUUAACUAACUAGCUAAUGUUUUUUUGUUUUUGUUUGUGUUUUACGGGAAGCUCAAGUGCCUGUGCUGUGUGGUUGAGUUGCACAAAAUGAAAAAGAGAAGAAAAAGCAGAUUCAGGCUGAAACUGACACCCCAGUUCAAUCCAUAUCCUCUUGAUCUCUUCCUACACACACCUUUUUUUUUCCGUAUAUCUGUCUAGUUGUUAGACCGGACGAUUCUCAUGCCUUGUUAGAGAGAUGCAGUACUAACCCUGACUUGAACACCUAUUCUUCUUUCAUUAUUAUUAUUAUUUUUGAAAUCCUUUUUGUUACUGGUUUUUACUACAUGCUCGUCUGCUAGUCAUGAAGUUGAUCUCAUACUCGGUACUAAAUCAUUGGAAGAAAUUAGUCAUUUUGUAAUGUGCUUAACUGUAAUAAAAGAUUUCCAAAUGA
This is a messenger RNA of Tachysurus fulvidraco (yellow catfish), 5369 nucleotides long. It is a transcript of the gene sh3rf1, whose product is annotated as SH3 domain containing ring finger 1. Gene Ontology annotation, molecular function: ubiquitin protein ligase activity; protein binding. NCBI's taxonomy places the organism in Eukaryota, Metazoa, Chordata, Actinopteri, Siluriformes, Bagridae. The record is from RefSeq and is a predicted model, not a curated record. Gene Ontology annotation, biological process: negative regulation of apoptotic process; protein ubiquitination; positive regulation of JNK cascade. Bases 631 to 3132 code for a protein of 833 amino acids. The transcript has 12 exons.